AUGAAGGUGCUGGACUACCUCAUGGAGGUGAAGCAGGGCAUUUUGGCGGACGCAGUGGCGAGGGAGCUGAAGUUCUUCGCGAGCCUUGCGAAGAAGACCAAGGAGAAGGAGAAGCGAAAGAGGCGCCCUUCCACGGUCUUCUCGAGCAAAGCCUCGGCGGAGGACAUCGACGCGAUGCUUCAGGCGACGCUGGAGCUGCUCGACAGGUGGGGCCGCCACUUCGAGGCGAACCCCGGCCACGGGGGCGGCGCGCAGAUCGCGGCCGCCCGAAAGGACCUCAUGAAGGAGCAGGUGCGUUUCCCAGAUCCCCGGGACUACCGCCACCUCACGCUGACCCCAGCCUCCGCCACUGCCAGCGCCUUCAACAUGCGGCCGGCCUCGGCCACCGCCGGGGAGAGGCCCGAGAUGUCGGAGGCGCAGCUGCAGGCUGCGCUGCAGGGCUUGCAGGAGGCCACCGCCCGCUUCGGCGCCGAGGCGCCGGAGGCGGCGGAGGCCAAGGCGACGUUUGAGUCCACCUUGGCGUCCUGGCAGCGCGCCGCCGAGGAGGCCGUGGAGCGGAACGACUUCGAGGCCUUCGAGCGGCUCUCCGAGGUGUCCCACCGCUACGCAGAGAUGCAGAGCCGCAUCGACUCGCCGCCUCCGUCCGUGUCCACGGAGGCAUCCCACAGCCGUGCCGCGAGUCCCCCGGACUCCGACGUGGCGGAGCUGUCUUCAGAGCGCCGCCGCAGGCGCCGCAAGACCCAGGAGAAGGGCGCCUUUGAGCAGAGCUCCUUCGGAGGCGACUGGGCGGCGCCGUCGGCUCAGCCGCCGCCGCCGGGCGCGGGCGUGGGCGCAGGCGUGGGCGCGGGCGUGGGCGCGGGCGCGGGCGCUAUGGACCCAGAGCAGGCCAGGGCCACGUACCGCUCAGGCGCCUUUGGCGGCAGCUUCGGCCUCAAUUCCUUUGCUGGAUUUGGUGGGAACGUGGGCAGCGGGGAGUUCGGGGCCGGCUUCGGUGGUGGCCCCGGUGUCCCCGUUGACUUCAGUGCCGCCAGCGAUGGCUUUGGGGCCACGGGCGGCGAGGGCAUGGGCGCAGCGGAUGGCUUGGGUGGCAUGGAAGGCAUGGGAGGCAUGGGCGGCAUGGGUACCAUGGGCGGUGUCGGAGACUUCAACGCCGGCGAUGCGUUCGGCUUUCCUGCACAUCCUUCAGGUGCAUCCAGCGAGGUGCCCAGUGAGGGCACCCCAGCCUUCGGCACCAGCUUCGGCGGACUGGGCUCAGCCACGGACGAGGCUCCCCCUGGCGAGCCGCAAAGCUCGGGCUCGGACAUGGAAAUGAUGCGCCAGCUCUGCGGCAAGCUUUCCGCCGAGAUCCAGCAGCUCAAAGCUCAGCAGCCGGAGGAGUCGGAGCGUUUGCAGGCCGCCACACGAAGGAUCAAGGAGUUGGAAGCGCAGGGCGGAUCGGGCAAAGACCUCACGAUCACCGCCCUGAGGGAGAGCAACAUGCAGCUGCAGUCCGAGCUGGACGCGCGUUGUGCGGACCUGGCAAACAUGCGGAAGCGAGCGCAGGAGGCGGAGCGCCGGCUUGCAGAGAAGGACGAGGUCUUCUCGGAGACCUGCCAGCGGCUGCUGGACGCGCAGCAGCGGGUGGCGCAGCUGGAGGAGGACCUGGCGGCCCAAGCCGAGGUGGAGAAGUCCCUGCAGCAGCGCCUGGAAGGAGCGCGGGAGCAGCAAACUGCCAAGGAGGUUGAGUUGAGGCAGGUGCGCCACGCUCUGAGCUCUGCCGCCGGGUGGUCCACAGACACGGUGCGGAGGAGAGCAACGUGCCCUAUGGCUCCACCUCCAUCCUGGCCCGCGUGA
Molecule: messenger RNA, 1833 nt
Organism: Effrenium voratum
Lineage: Eukaryota; Dinophyceae; Suessiales; Symbiodiniaceae
Source: the annotation of a GenBank genome assembly